AUGAGAACGGAGAUGAAGGAUGAAACUCAAGCUCUGGUGAAUGAUACUGGUAACCUUGGGAAAUUCUCACAACUCCUUGCUUCCGGAGAUCGUGAUUAUCUUCUCUCUCCAACCGGGGCUCAGGUGAAAGUUUCUGGUCUUGAAGGGAAAGUAGUGGGUCUGUUAUUCGCUGCCAAUUGGUACCCACCAUGCCGCGGAUUCACCCAAGUCCUAGUUGGAAUCUACGAGGAGUUGAAAAGCCGUGUUCCCCAAUUUGAGAUUGUGUAUGUGUCCUCUGACGAGGACUUGGACGCCUUUAAUAACUUCUAUGGAAACAUGCCGUGGCUAGCGAUUCCGUUCUCUGAUUUGGAAACAAAGAAAUCCUUGACCAGAAAGUAUGAGGUGGAAGGCAUUCCAUGCUUGAUUUUGCUGCAACCAGAGGAUGGUAAAGAUGCGGCAACAGUUCGUGAUGGAGUUGAACUUAUUUACCGUUAUGGAGUCCAAGCUUAUCCCUUCUGUAACCAGAGGUUGGAACAACUGCGUAAGGAAGAUAAAGUGAAGCGUGAAAACCAGACCCUCCUUAAUUUACUAGCAAACCAACAUAGAGACUAUGUUUUGAGUCACUCUCACUCUGGGCUGAAACAGGUACCUGUUGCUUCUCUGGUGGGAAAAACAAUUGCACUCUACUUUUCCGCGGAAUGGUGCGUCCCAUGCGCCAAGUUCACUCCCAAACUCAUUUCCGUUUACGAGAAAAUUAAGCACGAGCUAGCCGAGAAGGGAGAGGAAGACUUCGAAGUUGUGCUGGUAUCCAGCGACCGUGACAAAGCAUCCUUUGACUCCUACUACAGCAGCAUGCCUUGGUUAGCCUUGCCUUUCGGUGACUCCGAGAUCAAGAACCUCGUUCGCCACUUCAACGUUCAAGGGAUUCCUUGGUUGGUGAUUAUAGGUCCUGAUGGUAAAACAAUAACAGUGCAUGGUAGGAGCUUGAUCAACUUGUACCAAGAGAGCGCUUACCCUUUCACGAGCGCCAAAGUGGAGGAGCUGGAGAAACAGCUGGAGGAAGAGGCGAAGGAUCUUCCAGCGUUGGUGUAUCAUGAAGGGCAUCGACAUGACCUGAAUUUGGUGUCAGAUGGGAACGGUGGAGGACCCUUUAUCUGCUGUGUGUGCGAUGAACAAGGGUCUAGUUGGGCUUACCAGUGUCUCCAAUGUGGAUAUGAAGUGCACCCCAAGUGCGUCAGAACUGUGGACCGUGACAACAGUGUGUUAAUAACUAAUUAA
Sphenostylis stenocarpa is the source of this 1257-nucleotide messenger RNA. The record is from the annotation of a GenBank genome assembly. Lineage: Eukaryota; Viridiplantae; Streptophyta; Magnoliopsida; Fabales; Fabaceae.